Phalacrocorax carbo (great cormorant) is the source of this 4102-nucleotide messenger RNA. The record is from RefSeq and is a predicted model, not a curated record. NCBI's taxonomy places the organism in Eukaryota, Metazoa, Chordata, Aves, Suliformes, Phalacrocoracidae.
GCUCCGGGAGGCGGGAAGAACGGGCGGUGCCGAGGCGGAUCCCCCCGCCACCGCCCGCCGUGCGCCGCGCUCCGCCCCGGGGUGGCGGCGGGAAGGGCGCCCGGAAGCGUGGGCGGCGGCGGCGGCUGCCGGAGGGGUGACUUUUGAUACAACCAGACAUUUUAGUGAAGGAGCCAUAAGAAAGAGAAGCCUGGAAAGACCAAAGCUGCAAGAACAGGAAAACGUUCGAAAAAGGGGGAAAAAAAGAGAGGGUGUUGAAAGGUGCCUCCCAGCUGACUGGAAGGUCCAAAGCUAGAGAUGAACACUUUUCUGCCUUUCCCUCUACCCCUUUUUACGUGAAAAAGACGUGGUGAUGAAAAGAAGUUCAAGAGAGGAAAAAGAAAGCUAAGCUCGAGAGGAGAGAAGAGAGGCAGAUAGAUGGAGAUGAGAAACAUCCCCAAAAGCAGCAGAAGGUACCAGCUGAAGAACAGCAGUGGCCAGAGAAUAUGCCUGAAUGGGAAGAAAGGAAAUCCCUGCUAGCUCAGAGAAGAGUGGAGUCUGUCAGACUGCUUACAGUGCUGUUAAACCGUGUGAAAGAUUUUGCACAGUUGGCAAGUCAAAAAGUGGAUCCUUCAGUGGGUGUAAGGAAGGACGAUUCCUUUUCUGAAACAGCGUUAAAAGACAAACAUCGUGAACUGAUUAACUCCCAUUAUCAUACACACAAAGAAUUGAAACAUAAGGAAGAGUUCAAGUGCUCAUUAAUCCAAAAAAGUAGCGGCUUAUGUAGCAAGGAAGGAGAUGUGAGUAACUUCCAUGCAUCUACUUGUCAUAUAGUCAGGACGAUUUUAAAUGAUCCCUCUACAGCCCCGCGUUCUGAUGGACUGCCUGGCAGAGAAGCGUUCAACUCCUUUGGCUGUGGAUCUUUACUGAUUACAGUUACGCAAGACUGCAGGGUCAUCGAAUCUCUCGAUGGAAGGGACUACCCAACAUUGAACGUAGUUCACACACAGGCAGCGUCUGGUGAAGAUGGCUGCAAAAAGCAGAAGGUUUAUGAGACUGAUGAAUUCAUCCAUUAUUUACUAAACUACUAUCAGACACCACGCUAUGCACGUGUUUGCUUAGAGCCAAAAACCACUGCGAACAAGUGCUGGUGGAAGAGAGUAGUGUCUGAUGCUGAUAGUGAUUUUGACAUCAACUUGAGUAACAAACGUGGUCAGCAUUUCAGAGAAGUGAGUCCUGUACAAAUCCUCAACAAGAGAAAUUGUAGUAGCGAUGGUAAUUAUAGACUGGUGAUCACUGUUGGGGAAUUUGAGUCAACAGACACAGUGUUAGAAAACAAAACCUAUGGGGGUAGGUUUGCAAAAAAGUUGCAAGUGCAGAGGAAUGACUCACUCACUGUUGAUAACUUACCACAUGCUGGACUGAAUCAUUCUUUGGAUUGCACUGCUGUUACUAGUGAUGAGGAAUUCGAACAAGAAGGUGGUAGCGAUGAAGGUACCGUACCGUACAAGACAUGUAAAUCUGCUUGCAGAUUAAAGGAUUUGUUGGAAGAGAUCAGUGAUUCUGAGUACUUUAGAGAGGUAUGUAGUGGCUCAAUGAAGAGAACAGAAAGAAGGUGUGAAGAAAUUUACAGUAAUUGUAAUAAAGGGUGCUUGCCUGCAAGAGCUGGGGAAAGAAAAUUACUGGUUUACCUUAAAAAUGUAACUCUGGAAGAUCAAGAGAAGGAAAGCGGCAAAUGUAGCUUCUGUUUUAAUUCUGUCCGUAAGGGCUUGGCAAGGCAGUGUGAACAUAGGCUUAAAAAGUCGUGUAAGAGGUCUAGUAGUAAAUUAAGACGUGAAGGACAGAAAAAUGAGAGACAAUCCAGGGAAGAAGAGGGAAAUGCUCGCAAAACGAAGACAAAGCGAAAAAAGCUUUCUUCUAAUCUUUUAUCUGAUGAAUGUGGCUUUUCAGAGAUGGACAGUUGCAUGCAGCUGGAGUCGCUCAGAAAGAUACAAAGAAAAUGUACGAAAAUGUUCCACAGCAAAGUGAAGUUCAAGACACUUCACACCGCCAUGGCAGCACCAGAUGUUACCCCUCGUGAUGGCUCACCACUUCCGGAGACCCUCCAGAGCACAGGAGAUGAGAGAAAGUUAAUGUUGAGAAGAGAGAUGGAUGCAGAUGUCAGAGGAUGCCCUCUAUUUCCUCUUGAGAUAAUUCAGACAAACCCCUGCUCAGAUACUUUCUGUGGAGCAGAGCCCAGAAGAGGAUGCUGAACAGCUGCUAUAAAAUAGCUUUUAAGUUUUUAUAUAGAAGUGGGGGAAGACCAUUAAAAAGGUAUAUGAAAGACUGGAGUUGGGUUUUUUUUGUGGUGGUUUUUUUUUUUUUUUUUUGCGUAGGUAAUGACACCAGUUAGGUAUUCUAACCGAAGGAGUGAGCCACAAAAUCAGGAUCUGUGUUUGCCUUUUGGAUAACAGAGGACCAAAACUUGCCCCAGGGCCAGACAUACUUUCAUGGACCAGUUGCUAAGACUUUGAAAGUUACAGAUUGAGAUCUCAUUGUGUUAUAUUCUGAUUAAAUGUAGGGAACCAUGUAAAUGUCAAAGUUACAGUAUUUAGUAAUAACAAGUCAUUGGAAAAAAAAAGGUAGCUAUGUAAAUCCUAGAGCAAGCAUAUGAAAUGCCUCCUCAAUCAGACUGUUAAAACGGUGGACUGGAAGGUGUGGGAGAUGUUUACCCUCAAUUGUGGGAAGUAAUAGAUUUCCAAAAAAGAAAAAAAUCCCACCUUCUGUAAAACCCACAGUGGAAAAAUGCUUGUUUUCUAUUUACAAUUCCAGAGGUGUUUCUGAAAACUUGCUGGUCUUUGGGAGGAUGGAUUUCCCUGAACUUGUGCUAGAUGUAGUGCUUCCAGGAAUCUGAAUGAUUGUUUUAAGCAAAGCUCUGAAUGUUAGAUAGUGAAAGAGCAAUGCUUGUCAGCAUGCUGACAGUCCCUAUAUAUAUAUCUCUAUGCAGGUUGAAAAUUUGUUCACAAGAUUUCGAAGUGUGCCCUUUUGAAGGCACGUGCAGUGAGGUAGCUAUUUAGUAUGAGUUUGCUUACAAAUAAUUUCCAGGGGAGUUGUCAAAUGUUGUCAGAUCUGUGCUGCAUGUAGGUGAAAAUGUGAAAAUGCAGUCUAGGAGCUUGAGUUAUAUCCAUAUUUAUUCAGCUGGCUUUAUUUAGGAGACAGCCACAAUUGCUUUUGGACAAAGUUCUUUAGCAAGAUAGAGAGGACCAGUUCUCAGUUCAACACACCGAUUAUUUCAGCUUUCAUUUUAGUAUGCUUUAUUUAUUACGUGUCAGUGUGCUAAGUUAAUGUGAUGAUGUUGCCUUCAUUACAUAGAACCUUACCUGUGUUUGUAACUUCUGCUCUAAUAAAUAGUAAUUUAAAAAACCCAACCCAAUCCUGUAAUUGUUCAUGGUAGGUUUUCCCCCAGUGUUCCAUACUGGUGAUUCCUACAGGCUUCUAAGCCAGGUUUUAUCAGUCUUCUCUGUUAACAUGUUCAGAUGUUGAGUGCCUUUUCAGGGUAAUGAAUUACAAAUGGUUGCUACCCAAAGUACUGUUAAUGUAUUACUUUUAUCUAAAAAGACCUUAUUUUAUUGACAUAAAUAUUUUCUGACUAUUUUGGAGAACUUUUUGCCCCUCUUCAGUUUCCUUUUUAGUAUUUUAUACAGUUAUAAUGAGGGUCAACUAUUGUAUUUGUUGACAGUGUAAAAUGUUUCAGUUGCACUGAUACGACGUACCAAGGGUGUUUUUUCUCUAUGCAAUAUUUGCAGAUCAAAGAUGACAAAACUUCCCCCUCUGUCAAUCUAUAGACAGUUCUGUGUGCGUAAGUACCCAUUUCCCACGAGACAGGCCUUUCGAUUACAGGUGAGGAAGUAUUUCCUUUUGUUAACCUGGGGGAGCAGGAACUGAAGAUUUCCUUGGGUGUAAAUUUCCAGUGAUUUAUCAACAUGUUGUCACAAUAUUCAAUAACAAAUAAAUACACUGGUUCUGUAGUUGCUUCUUGCCUUCACCUAUAUUGACGGACACUGAUAAAGCAAAUCCUCUAUCUCGCAAGUCCUCAUUCUGUGUAAAAUAUUGUUAGUAAAUAAAAUAUGUGUGCACUUUAAAA